AUGAGAGAAACAAUGUUGUCAUCCAUUUUUCAUGUGUUAUUGCCCCUUCUUCUUUUCCUUAUGCUGCAGGAACCUACCCAAGCAAUCAAACAGUCUUAUAUUGUGUACCUAGGAUCACAUUCCUUCGGUUCAAAUCCCACAUCAGUUGAUGCUGAAUCAGCCACAAACUUCCACUAUGAUUUACUUGGAUCUUACGUUGGAAGCACAGAGAAGGCAAAGGAAGCAAUAUUUUAUUCAUAUAAUAGAUAUAUUAAUGGCUUUGCUGCAGUCCUUGAUGAAGAUGAAGCCGCAAAUAUUGCAAAGCAUCCGAAUGUAGUAUCAGUUUUCUUAGACAGAGAACAUAAAUUGGCCACAACUCACUCAUGGAAUUUCCUUGGUAUGGAGGAAAAGGGUAAAAUUCCAAAGGCAUCAAUAUGGCAAAGAUCACUAGGAGAAGACAUCAUCAUUGGAAAUAUAGACACAGGUGUUUGGCCUGAAUCCAAGAGUUUUAGUGAUGAAGGGAUGGGUCCAGUCCCAACCAAGUGGCAUGGAAAAUGUGAAGUGGACAAGAAAAACAAAGACAAGUUUCACUGCAACAGGAAGUUGAUUGGGGCAAAAUAUUUUUACAAAGGUUAUCAGGCAUUCGGUUUUCAUGGAAAAAAUAUUUCAUAUGCUAGUGCUCGCGACUUUGAUGGUCAUGGUACACAUACUUUAUCAACGGCGGGAGGAAACUUUGUUUAUGGAGCAAGUGUUUUUGGCAAUGGAAAGGGAAUCGCGAGCGGCGGGUCACCAAAAGCACGGGUUGCAUCCUAUAAGGUGUGUUGGGGUCCAAGUGGAUGUUUUGGAACAGACAUUUUGGCUGCUUUUGAAGCUGCCAUUGGUGACGGCGUUGAUGUGCUUUCGAUGUCUAUAAUUUAUAAUGUUACAACCCCUGUCAACAUUUUUGAAAGUGGUAUAUCCAUUGGAUCCUUCCAUGCAGUUUCUCAUGGCGUAGUUGUUGUGAGCUCUGGAGGAAACUCUGGACCUUCUCCUAAUACCGUAUGCAACUUGGAACCAUGGAUGCUCACAGUUGCUGCAAGCACAAUUGAUAGAGAGUUCUCGAGUUAUGUCACUCUUGGCAACAAGAAAAUCCUCAAGGGAGAAAGCCUUUCUCAGUUUAGCCUAUCAUCUGGGAAGUUGUACCCAUUGACUAGUGCAGCUGAUGUCAAAGCCCAAAAUGCAUCUGCCAUAGAUGCCAUUCGUUGCAAGAACGGAACUCUUGAUCCAAAUAAGUCGAAGGGGAAAAUAUUGGUUUGUCUUCUAGGUGAUAAUACUAGAGAUAACAAGGGUGUACAAGCUGCUCAUGCAGGCGCUGUUGGAAUGAUUUUGGCUAAUAACAAAUAUGCAGGGAAUCAAAUUACUGCUGACCCUCAUGUGCUCCCUGCUUCACAUAUAAACUUUGAGGAUGGUAGUUACAUUUUUAAUUACAUCAACCAUACAAAGUCUCCCCAGGCUUACAUUUCUAGAGUGCAAACAAAACUUGGUGUAAAUCCAUCUCCAAUUAUGGCUGCAUUUUCAUCAAGGGGGCCAAAUCUUCUUGAGGAAGCAAUCCUCAAGCCUGACAUCACUGCACCAGGAGUUAACAUUGUCGCUGCUUAUAGUGAAGCUGCAUCUCCAACAGAAGAGUUAACUGAUAAGCGCAAGAUCCCUUUCACUUCAAUGUCAGGCACUUCAAUGUCAUGUCCUCAUGUUUCUGGCAUUGUUGGGUUGCUUAAAUCUCUUCAUCCGGAUUGGAGUCCGGCCGCUAUCAAGUCAGCAAUAAUGACCACAGCAAGUACCAAAGAUAAAUUUGGAAGGCCGAUUCUGGAUUCAUCAAUGAACGAGGCAACUCCAUUUGCUUAUGGUGCAGGGCACAUUCAACCUAAUCGUGCCAUGGACCCGGGACUUGUAUAUGACCUUAACAUUGAUGAUUAUUUGAACUUCUUAUGUGGUCGCGGCUACACGAGUUCCCAACUUAAGGUGUUUUACGCCAAGCCUUACACUUGUCCAGAGUCAUUCAAUAUAGCAACAGAUUUCAACUAUCCAGCAAUCACAGUUGCUAACCUUCUCUUUGGACAUUCAGUUAAUGUUACUCGUACUCUUACCAAUGUUGGGUCCCCAAACGAGUAUAGAGUGCACAUCAAGGCACCUCCACAUGUUUUAGUUUCAGUUGAACCUAGCAGAUUAAGCUUUAAAGAAAAAGGUGAAAAAAAGGAGUUCACAGUUACAUUGACCUUAACGUCGCCAAGUGAGGAUUAUGUCUUUGGAAGGUUGGUUUGGACCGAUGAUAAGCACCAUGUCAAUACACCUAUUACAGUUAAGAUGCAUGCUUGCCACACUAGUGGAUUUUAG
Messenger RNA from Lotus japonicus, 2349 nucleotides. Its product is annotated as subtilisin-like protease SBT5.4. The transcript is spliced from 11 exons. Gene Ontology annotation, biological process: proteolysis. The record is from RefSeq and is a predicted model, not a curated record. The coding region runs from base 1 to 2349 and encodes 782 amino acids. Gene Ontology annotation, molecular function: serine-type endopeptidase activity. NCBI's taxonomy places the organism in Eukaryota, Viridiplantae, Streptophyta, Magnoliopsida, Fabales, Fabaceae.